Messenger RNA from Entelurus aequoreus (snake pipefish), 4015 nucleotides. Its product is annotated as amyloid-beta A4 precursor protein-binding family A member 1-like. Gene Ontology annotation, molecular function: protein binding; amyloid-beta binding. Lineage: Eukaryota; Metazoa; Chordata; Actinopteri; Syngnathiformes; Syngnathidae. Bases 370 to 3702 code for a protein of 1110 amino acids. The record is from RefSeq and is a predicted model, not a curated record. Gene Ontology annotation, cellular component: dendritic spine; cytoplasm; plasma membrane. The transcript has 13 exons. Gene Ontology annotation, biological process: chemical synaptic transmission.
UGUCAUCCAUCGCUGCGCCGCUCCUGAGUGUGGCGUGUUAUUAUUCCUAUCUGUGUUGCAGCGUCCACUCCAGCUGCUAACAGUGUUGCCAGCAUUGUGCUGACAUAUAUCUAUAGAUGUGCUAACAUAUAUCUAUAGAUGGGCUCCAUGAAUCGUGCGUCGGUAAUCCGCUGUGAUGUCACCGUGCAGAAGGAGGAGGGGCUCCGCUUUCUGCUUUAGCCGAACAAGUCGUCGUCUGGACGGACAAACACGACCGCAGCGGGCCGACCGAGCACCGGGAGGAGCAUGUGUGUACGGCCGAAGCGGCACCUCUCCUGUACUGACAAACAGGCUGAGUUCUAAAGAUUGGAGUCACAUCAACACAAUAAAAUGAGCCAUAAGUAUCCGGAAGGGUGGACUGGGGAAGUAGGCAAGGAACGCCCAGCAGCCUCGGUUCCUCAGCGGUCCAGGCAGGACAAUGGAUCAGUGCCGGGAGACCCUCCUAUACGCCGAACCUGGAGACCGUGUCAGAUGCUUAGUCAAGAUGGAGAGUUGAGUUCCCACCAUCAUCAUCAUCAUCAUCAUCAACAAUUGUCUCAUCAACACCACCCACACGCAGCUCGUAAUCCACCACAUCAACGCAAUCGUCAGUCAUCAGUAAAUGGACUAAGCCAAAACCAGGGUCAGUAUUCUGGUACUGUACCAGAGGUGGUCCCUUUUAAUGAAAGUCAAGAAAGUGAUCAACGUCCUGUCCAACAGCCUCGCGCUGCUGUUAACCGUUACCGCCGCCGUGGUGACCCAAAUCCAAGGCUCAGAGCUCACAAACCGAAGCCUGCAAACAAAGAGAUACUGCAAACAUUAUCAGUUGCAGAACCAAGGGAAGGUCCUGCAGACAUUACAGAGGAAGACAUGACAGAUAUAUCUCCAAAGGACCAAAUACAGGGCAGAGGAUCUCCCUAUCAGACUCCUGUUGCUGUGGUCACCCCUACCCACCUCUCAUCAGAGGCAGUACAUCUUGACCUGCAACAGAAUUUCCAGGAUAUUGAUGUGGUCUGUGAAGAUGACGUGAAGGAAGUUAAGGAGGAUGAAAAGCCAGAGCCGUCAUUAAAUGGAGGAGAUCAUCAACCAACCACAGAUUACUCGGAUUUCAGCCAUGACAACGUGCAGUCAGUGAAGGAUGAAGAAAAUACAGACAAGGAUGUAGAAAAUCAAGAAGAAAUCAUUGAUGAGGUUCUUGAUGUUGAAGCUCAGGGAUUUGAAAUCACUGAUCUAUGCUCCGACACAGAAAGUGCUGCUUCUCUCAAUAACGAUGGACCUCUCCACAGCCCACCCCCACUACAGUCCCCAACUCCGCCAUCAUCUCCUGAUGCUCCAUUUUUCCCAAUGCUGGACCACUUUAGUGAGGAUGCUAAUAUGAGCCCUCUGCCAGACAAUGAUCUGCUGCCUGAAGAUGAAGACGAGUGCUCCGAAUCGCCCUCUGAAUAUUACCCCAAAACCUAUGCAGACUUUUACACAGAAUCCCACCAAAAGUCUUAUCUGCAGCCUGUUAAGGAGUCAGAGACAAAUUGCCAUCUCAAGUCUUUUCCAGAACCCCUUAAUGCAUCUUAUUCUGAGGUACUCAGAGAACCUCACAUUCAGUCUUGUCAAGUGACUAAGCCAUAUGAGGCCCAGAAGGAGCCCCCCAAUGAGCUAUUUACCACCCAUAAACAGGAGAAUGUACAAAAAGUCUCGCCUACCAAAGGCACCCAUUAUGCACCAAGGCGCUCCAGGGACCGAGGUUCCCAUCCCCCCCAUGUGGACAGCUCUGUUGGCUGCCGGCUGCACCACUAUGAUGCCCAGUCUGAUGGAGAGGGGGGCAGUGCUAAUCAUAGCCCUAUUCAGAAAAGUUUUUGGAAUGCACCUAGACAAGCAGAUACACGGACCAAGCACUCAUCCCCUGGACAGAGCAGGUCAGGUUGGACCAGGGAUGAGGUAGGUCCGAAUGCAGAGGUAUCCGGAGACACCAUCAGCCUUGUGAUAAGAGACAUCAGGGAGGCAAUUGAGGAGGUUAAGACCAAGACUGUGCGGUCCCCUUACACUCCUGACCAGCCAGUGGAGCCCAUUUGGGUGAUGAGGCAGGAAAUCAGCCCCACAGAGGAAGUCAAGUCACUACAGAUGAUGGCAGGCAACUCGUCUCCUCAGUCCUUCUCCCAGUCAGCAUUAAGGUCUCCAUCACACCAUGCCUCACUGUGUGAUCCGGACUCUUGCAGUCCACUGAGCGACGAGUCCGUCAAAGUCCCCCUUUCCCAACAACAUCCUGAACAUCAGCCCCAAAGCAACAACCAUCACCACCAAGGCCGCCCAUCACAACUGAGGGAUGUCACAAAGCAACCUCACCCAUACAUGCAGCCAAAACUAGCACACCAACAGCAGUAUCACCAACAGAAUCAACAUCCACCACAUCAGUCACAUCAGGUUCAGCCUUCUUCACAGCAGCCAUCAGUCCAGGAAAUACGCAGAUCUCUUCCUCCAUUUCCCACAUUUGUGGAUAUCCCCGGACCAUGUGACCCUGAAGACCUUAUUGAUGGCAUCAUCUUUGCCGCAACCUACCUGGGCUGUACCAACCUUCUUUCGGAGAGGACGCCUACAAAGAGUGCCCGCAUGGAGCAGGCACAGGAAGCCAUGAACCAAGUGAGGGCGGCGCAAAAGCAAGCAAAAAACAGGAAAAAGAGUCCUGACAGUGAAACUCCAUCCACUGCUGAAGUGGAUCUUUUCAUGUCCACACAAAGAAUCAAAGUCCUCAAUGCAGACACUCAGGAGUCUUUAAUGGAUCUGCCGCUAAGGACCAUCUCCUACAUCGCUGACAUUGGCAACAUGGUGGUCCUGAUGGCCCGAGGGAAGAUGAUUCGUUCUCGCAGCGCUCAGGAAAGCCUGAACAACACAGCUGAGCAAAGCUCCAUGUCCAAUGAUGACAGACGCGUCUACAGAAUGAUUUGCCACGUCUUUGAGUCUGAGGAUGCUCAGCUGAUUGCUCAGUCCAUCGGUCAGUCCUUCAGCGUGGCCUACCAGGAGUUUCUCAGGGCCAACGGCAUCGACCCAGAGGAUCUGAGUCAGAGGGAGUACAGCGACCUGCUCAACACUCAGGACAUGUACAACGACGACCUCAUCCACUUCUCCAAAUCAGAGAACUGUAGAGAUGUUUACAUUGAGAAGCAGAAAGGAGAGCUUGUGGGCGUGGUCAUCGUGGAGUCGGGUUGGGGAUCCAUCCUCCCCACCGUCAUCAUCGCCAGCCUGAUGCACGGCGGUCCUGCCGAGAAGUCCGGCCGACUCAACAUCGGCGACCAAAUCAUGACGAUUAACGGGACCAGCUUGGUCGGUUUGCCGCUCAGCACCUGCCAAAGCAUCAUUAAAGGACUGAAAUGUCAGUGCAGGAUCAAGAUGAACAUAGUCCGCUGCCCACCUGUCACUAUGGUGCUGAUUCGCAGGCCGGACCUCAGAUACCAGCUGGGCUUCAGCGUCCAGAACGGCAUUAUCUGCAGCCUGAUGAGGGGAGGAAUCGCCGAGCGGGGUGGCGUACGUGUCGGUCACCGCAUCAUCGAGAUCAACAGUCAGAGUGUUGUGGCGACGCCUCACGAGAGGAUUGUUCAGAUCCUGUCCAACGCCAUGGGAGAGAUCCACAUGAAGACAAUGCCAGCAGCCAUGUAUCGCCUGCUGACAGCGCAGGAACAGCCGGUCUUCAUCUGACCUUCUUCUUCUUCCAAACUUUCACUCCUUCAGUAACUUUUCUUCUCUCCGCAUCCUGUUUGAUAUCACGCAAACGGCCUUAUUGUGUAUCGCGCACAACAACAUGGACUUUGUUUUCUGACCUUUGACCCGCAUGUUCCUUGUUGCACGGCACUCUGGACCAAAGAUCUAUCAAAGGUCUCAUUGUGCUUCAUUGAGGCAACAAAACCAAUCAAAUAUCACUUUAUAAAUUACAAAUAUCUGUCAUAUGUGAAUGUACACGGAAUAUGUUGGACCUAAAUGUUGUCACACAAUUACACUGAAUAAACUGAAG